Molecule: messenger RNA, 764 nt
Organism: Lactuca sativa (garden lettuce)
Lineage: Eukaryota; Viridiplantae; Streptophyta; Magnoliopsida; Asterales; Asteraceae
Product: small ribosomal subunit protein uS11x
Biological process (GO): translation
Cellular component (GO): ribosome
Molecular function (GO): structural constituent of ribosome
Source: RefSeq, a predicted model, not a curated record
ACACUUACAAUCUACGGGCCCAAAUCGUCCUAAUCCAACCCAAGUUUUAUUCUUUUUCGUUUAAAUAACACAAAACCCUAAAUCCACCCUAGCUGCCAUCGGACAUAACUUUUGCGAUACAGGGAGAGAGAGAGGAGGAAGAAGGAAAACGCAGCCAUGUCUAAAAGAAAGGUUCGGGAACCAAAGGAAGAAAAUGUCACUCUUGGACCUGCUACUCGUGAAGGAGAGCUUGUAUUUGGUGUGGCACACAUCUUUGCAUCCUUCAAUGACACCUUCAUUCAUGUGACUGAUAUCUCUGGAAGGGAAACCAUGGUCCGGAUUACAGGUGGGAUGAAGGUGAAGGCUGACAGGGAUGAGUCGUCACCCUAUGCAGCUAUGCUUGCAGCACAGGAUGUCUCUCAAAGAUGCAAGGAACUUGGCAUAAAUGCUCUUCACAUAAAGUUGAGGGCAACUGGAGGUAACAAGACAAAGACACCUGGCCCAGGUGCCCAAUCUGCCCUCAGAGCUCUUGCUCGUUCUGGCAUGAAGAUUGGUCGCAUAGAGGACGUGACUCCAAUUCCAACUGACAGUACACGUAGAAAGGGUGGAAGGAGAGGAAGGAGGUUGUGAUUGGGAUCUUUUACCAAACAAAUGGAUAAAAGUUUCAUGUUUGAACUAGUUUUUUUGUUUACAUUUCAAGACAUGUUUUGUUAUUAAUUGUUAGAUUGAUAUUAUGACAAGGCUGAGUUUACUAUUCCCUAUUAAUUACCUAAAUUUUGUGGAAA